AUGACUCGGACAGUACAGUCUGAAGAACGUUGGUCAGCUGAUAGAGAACGCUACAUUUUGUAUGCUGAUACAUCGCUUCCAGUCACAGAAGUACAUGAUUCUUGGUAUCAUGCCGCAUUUAUAAGUGUUUGGGUGGCAGGCGUGAAGAAUCAAGACGAUCGAAUGGAAAUUGAGAAAGUAUUAAUGUGCGGCUCUAGAUCAAGUCCUAUCGACGCAAUGACUUUUGAUGUAAAUUGUAAUUUGCUCGUGGUUCUUUCCGAUGGUGGAAGUGGCGUGACAUGA
This is a messenger RNA of Peronospora belbahrii, 282 nucleotides long. Lineage: Eukaryota; Oomycota; Peronosporomycetes; Peronosporales; Peronosporaceae. The record is from the annotation of a GenBank genome assembly.